Molecule: messenger RNA, 4134 nt
Organism: Strongylocentrotus purpuratus (purple sea urchin)
Lineage: Eukaryota; Metazoa; Echinodermata; Echinoidea; Camarodonta; Strongylocentrotidae
Product: MAM and LDL-receptor class A domain-containing protein 1-like
Exons: 20
Coding region: 1-3804 (1267 amino acids)
Cellular component (GO): membrane
Source: RefSeq, a predicted model, not a curated record
AUGUGGAGGAAAAAAAGAAACAAGACAGACAUGGCUGACAUUGCAUAUCAGAAGGAUGCCAAAUUCACUUCUCUAAAGUUCUUCAUCAACAAGUUCCCCUGCAUGUUGCUUCAGGAAGAAGAAGAAGACAAGCACAGUGCCCUAGAUGCUCUGGAGAACCAGUUCCUUAUCUAUCAAAUUGCUCAGCUUCCGGACUUAGUGCAAAAUGAGGAAUCUACUGACAAGCAGUGGACAAGGGAUUUCCAGUGCGAUUUUGAUGAACCUGCAUUGUGUGGUUUCACCCAAGAUACAAGAGAUGAUCUGGAGUUUCUUCAUCAUAGUGGUUUGACUCCAACCGAAGGAACUGGACCUCAUGGCGACCAUACCUCAGGUUUCGGACAUUAUAUGUACCUUGAAGCAACAGGUGCAACGUUCGGGUCCACUGCCCGCCUCAUAUCUCCUCGCUUCAAUGGUAGCAGUGGUGAUGAUGAUGAUGAGGGGACCAACGGUGUGAAGGUCACCUUCUGGGUUCAUAAGAAUGGGCAGGAGAUGGGAAACCUUCGUUGUUUUCUUAUGAAUGCAACCACGGAUACAUCCACAGCGACUACGAACACCACCACUACAAUGCAACAAAUACUAGAAGUCCCUGGUGUACUCGGGACCGAAUGGGUGAAGAGAAAUGUGACGAUUCCUAGACCAUCAACAGAUUUUCAUAUCGUUUUCGAAGCAACAUGUGGAGCAUCUGCAGCUAGUGAUAUCGCUAUUGAUGACGUCACUGUGAAUGAUGACGUCAUUCCAGAACCAGCACCUAUUGAAGAGUUCAACUGUACUUUUGAGGCUGCAGGCCUUUGUGUAUUUUCUCAAGAUGGAACCGACCAGUUCAAUCUAGUCAAAUACCAUGCUGCUGAAAAUCCAAAUCCAUUUGCUAUGAAUAGAGAUCACACAUUUAGCAAUGGCACAGGGCAAUACUUGUCAGUCGAUGCGUAUAGCCGCUUUGGGUGGGGAUGGCGUCGUACACCAUCGAGACAUUCAGCAGGGCAGGUUGCUCGUCUUGUAUCACCCAUGUUAGCUCCCGUGAAUGAAGGCGAAGACCCAGCAUGUCUUCUAUUCUGGUACCACAUGCAUGGAGGGGAUGGUGUGGGUCAGAUCAGGGUCUACGUCAAGAAUGAAUCCUCAGAGGAGUUAGGUGAUCCGCAAUGGCUCCUUGGCGGUGAACGAGGGAACGUUUGGCGCGCUGCUGAAAUCAGAAUUGAACAACUUCUUAAAUUUCAGAUUAUCUUCGAAUUUACGGCUGGAAACUUGGAGAAUAUUGCUAUCGAUGAUGUGAGCUUAUCACGCUAUGAAUGUCCUGGAGAACACCCAGUGGCCAUUGAGCCAAGUGUCGAUUGUGAUUUCGGAGAAGCUGAGAUAUGUUACUAUACGCAUGACCCCACCGCAAACUUUAACUGGGAGUGGACGAACCGAGCCACGGAUAGUUCCUUCACUGGCCCCGCCCAGGACCAUACAAGAGGAGAUGAAUUGGGAUUCUACGUACACAUAGACAGUGUCUACCAGAGACCAGGAAGUAAAUCUAGACUCAUCUCUCCUCUUAUCAACGCUCCACAACGCUCAUCUUGUCUUGAGUUUUGGUUUCAUAUGUAUGGCAGCCAUAUUGGACAGUUGAAUGUCUACUUCAAAUACAAUGACAGCGCCCUCCCUGAUAAACCAGCUUGGUCACUUUCUGGUAACCAAGGCAACACAUGGCACAGAGCAUCUUCUUUAAUCACCGACAUGACGCGAGACUUCAAUGUUGUGUUUGAAGGAGUCCUCGGCCUCUAUUAUCGAACCGAUAUUGCCAUAGAUGACGUGCAGUACUUUCCCAAUUCACCCUGUCCAAUGUAUCCCACAGAAGAACCUAUCCCAACUACAUUACCAGCAGGACUCCUGUCAGAUUUGUCAUGCAGCUUUGAAGAUGAUUCGUGUAACUUCACUCAAGCAACAGAUGACAUCAUGGACUGGAGGCGUGUUAGAGCCAAUUAUCUUCAAGAAGAUAUCAACGGUUAUUAUUACAGGAGCAUGACGAUUAAUCGAUUUCCAAACUGGAACAGACUUAAAGGACCAUCCGGUGACCACACCUCACAGACUCCUGAUGGAUGGUUCAUGGCUUUCUGGUAUCGUGGAAGCUGGGAUAGACCUCGGCUGAUGUGGAAUGAUCGUACUAGGGUACUAUCACCUUUGUUGAGUGGAUCGAAUCAACCGAGAUGUCUCACAUUCUUCAUGUACAAGGAUGGUUACACCAACGAUUUCUUAAAUGUCUACAUCAAAGAGUACGGAGAAACACGAGAAAUCGAUCCAAACUGGGCCUACUUUUGGCGUACGAAUAAGAAAUGGUGGAAAAUACGCGUCGAUAUCCCUGCUUCCCAAAGACCAUUGAAUAUUAUCUUUGAAGCUGUUGUGCCAGCUCCGAGUAGUCGUUAUCGACAAUACAUGAUGUAUAUUAUUGAUGACGUCACUGUCGAAAGUGGGAUUUGUCCUAGAAGUAAUGGAAUCCCUGGAACCUGCGACUUUGAAGAGGAUUCCUGUGGUUAUUCUGGCAAAUGGACUAGGAUUAGUGGGGAAACCCCUUCCAGAUUUACAGGACCUUCCGGUGAUCAUUCAUUUGGUAACGCAAGCGGACACUACAUGUACUACGAGACAUCACAGCCAGUCCGACCAAGCCAGUACGGGGAUUUGUUCUCGCCUCGGAUGCACCUGUACGGAAAGCAGUGUGUACGCUUCUACUACCAUGCCGGUGGCAAUGACACUCGUAGAUUGGAGGUGUACUUGCGAGAGCCUGCUCAGUACACGACCUAUCCUAAGCUCACACUUUUGAAGACGAUUGAAGGCAAACAGAAGAAUACUUGGAUGCCUGUCAAUGCUGAUAUUGAUAUCAGUGGGGACUUUAACAUUGUAUUCAGAGCAUAUGCUGGACGAGGUUACCAGGGAGAUAUAGCCAUCGAUGACAUCAUCAUUCUACCCCAUCCUUGCAUUGACCUUGUCACCGAAACAUCAUGUGACUUCGAGUUAGGACCCGAUGCAUGCGGUUUUACAAACUCCGCUAAGAAUGAGGUCCACUGGGACUGGUACGAUGCCAUCUAUGGAAAAGGUUUUCCUCUCAUCAGUAAAUCAGUGGCUACCAAUUCUUUCAUGUAUGUGGCGCUAUCUCAAUCAUCCGUAAAACGGCAACCCUCUGAACUCUACUCUGGUCAUCUGACUGUUUCACCCACCACUGGGGAUCUCUGUGUCAGCAUCGAGUACGUGAUUGAGGGGACCAGCGAACAGACGAUAGUUAUGUUUGUGGAAGAAAAAGACGGGACGAGAAGAAAGGUCGGCUCUUUGACCGAUAAGAACAUGACUGAGUGGAAGAUGUACACGUCAUCCUUGCUACAGUCUCACUCGUUGAAGCCUUUUAUUGUAUACCAGGUCGUGGUAUCCAUCCAAUCCACAAACAAUGCUGCAGUAAUUGCUAUAGAUAACUUUGUCGUGUCAUCAGCAGCCUGCAACUCUCUCGGAUCGUUGAAUGGCAGAUCACAGACACGGUCAUCAAGGAGUAGUAACCGUUCUGGUAUGGCUGCUGGUAUCAUUAUCCUCAUCCUCAUCAUCGUGGCUGUCUUGGCUGUCUUGCUUUUCAUCUAUCGUAGUCGCAUCCGAUCCAUAGUUCAUCGCUGUUCUCAGUCCGUCACCGAGAUGAAUUAUAAGCGUCACGAUGUCGCCUUCGUCAACGAAGACAAGAAAGAAGCGGUAGAGAUUCCGACCAUCAUUACUCAAGAACUGGAUGCACCCGAGCCUUCCGUUGUCGAUGGAUAGUCUUUCAUCAAUGCCGAUAAGAAGAGGAACAUUGCCCAUGUCUGUGAUAGAGGAUGGAUGGAUGGGCAUGUCUUGGUGCAAACAUGCUUUAAGUGGACUAUUCCGACUGACACUUUAAAGAAUAUCUCAUCAUGACAUAAUAUUCAAGUGUCUCGUAGUUCUUAGAUAUUCAAAAGUCGAGAUACAUGAAAUGUUUAUUCCUUUCUCUAGGUAUUAAAUGUCUUUUUCUUUUCUUUAAUGAACCUAGCAGAUACAGGUUUAUCAUGUAAAAUAUAUUUCAUAUAGGCUGGUAAUCAAGCAUAACAUUAAGUGAUUCUCUUACAUUAUGGA